GGGACCGGGGUCCUCGGGCGCGUGGACCCUCAGGGCAGGCGCAGCGCGCGGCUGCCGGCCACCAUGCUCAAGCGCUGCGGCCGGCGUCUGCUGCUGGCGCUGGCGGGCGCGCUGCUCGCCUGCCUCCUGGUGCUCACCGCCGACCCGCCGCCGCCCCCGGUGCCCGCCGAGCGCGGCCGGCGCGCGCUGCGCAGUCUGGCCGGCCCCGCGGGGGCGGCCCCGGUGCCGGGUCUGGCGGCGGCGGGGGCCGCGCCCGGAGCCCUAGCCCGCGAGGUGCACAGCCUGUCCGAGUACUUCAGCCUGCUGACCCGUGCGCGCAGGGACGUGGGUCCACAGCCCGGGGGCGCGCCCCGAGCCGCCGACGGACAGCCGCGGCCCCCGGCCGAGCCGCUGACGCCCCGAGACGUCUUCAUCGCGGUCAAGACCACCCGAAAGUUUCACCGUGCGCGCCUCGAUCUGCUGCUGGAGACCUGGAUCUCGCGCCACAAGGAGAUGACAUUCAUUUUCACGGAUGGGGAUGAUGAAGAGCUGGCCAGGCACACGGGCAACGUGGUCAACACAAACUGCUCAGCUGCGCACAGCCGCCAGGCUCUGUCCUGCAAGAUGGCUGUGGAGUAUGACCGCUUCAUCCAGUCGGGGAGGAAAUGGUUCUGCCACGUGGAUGACGACAACUACGUGAACCUGCGGGCCCUGCUGCGGCUACUGGCCAGCUUCCCGCACACCCAGGACGUGUACAUCGGCAAACCCAGCCUGGACCGGCCCAUCCAGGCCACUGAGAGGGUCAGCGAGAACAAGGUGCGUCCUGUCCACUUCUGGUUUGCCACCGGCGGGGCUGGCUUCUGCAUCAGCCGAGGGCUGGCUUUGAAGAUGAGCCCCUGGGCCAGCGGCGGCCACUUCCUGAGCACAGCAGAGCGGAUCCGGCUUCCAGAUGACUGCACCAUCGGCUACAUCGUGGAGGCCCUAUUGGGCGUGCCCCUCCUCCGCAGCGGCCUCUUCCACUCCCACCUCGAGAACCUUCAGCAGGUGCCCACCUCAGAGCUCCAUGAGCAGGUGACGCUAAGCUAUGGCAUGUUUGAAAACAAGCGCAACGCUGUCCAUGUGAAAGGACCCUUCUCUGUGGAGGCCGACCCGUCUAGGUUCCGCUCCGUCCACUGUCACCUGUACCCGGAUACACCCUGGUGUCCACGCAACACUGUCUUUUAGAAGCCAUGGCUGAGGCCCCAUCCCUGGGCACCCCUGGUAUCCAAAGGGCCCGGGGACCCAGGUCAUGCACCCCGGCCUUGGCAUUCAAGGCUCCCUGGGGCUGGGCCCGUGUGUGCCCACCCUCAGCUGACUGCUGGGCAGUCACGCCGGUGAGGAGGGAGGCGGGAUUGCCCUUGUGCGCUUGUGCAUGCUGGGCCAGCUGUGAACUGGGGACCUUGGUAGUGUGGGGCUUGGGGGGUCCUUCUGCAGGGGUGCACUCUGGUCCCAUCCGGAUCCCAGAGCUGUCAGUGACAGCUCUGCCCACUUCCAGGCUCAGAGCCUCGCAGUGACCCUCCAGCCUGCCAGCCGGGCUCCCCUCCCAGCCACCCUGUGUGUGUGGGAGGGGGUCUUCUCGGCCCCCCACCCCCCAGGUCCUGCCUUUGUCUCCCCCACAGUGGCGGGGGCGGCAGAGCUGAGCGAAGUGUCUCCUCUCCGAAGCAGAGGAGAGUUGCCCAUAGUGGGCGUGGCUGUACAUACUGUGACAGUAUUUUUUUACUGUGCUGGGUUUUUUGUUUUUGUUUUUCUUUGGCAAGGGGGAGGAUAAAAGGGUUGGGGUGGGGUAUUUGUGUGUGUGUGUGUUUUCAGGGGCGGAGGGGGGGGAGGGUCUAAUUUUCUCUUUUUUCUGUGGAUCAGAAAAAGCAGAAGCCCAAUUUGGGCAGGCCUUCAUUUGUAAAGGUGACCCAGGAAUGUCGGACACUGUAUUUAUGCCUUCCAGUAUCUGGAACCCCCCCCUCCAACCCUCCCUCACCCCACCCCACCCUUGCUCUCCUCCCUGACAGCCCACAGGGCCCAGUACAGCUCCCCUAGGCUCACCGGCCUUGGAGGAGCACAUGUUGGGUUCAGUGUUUUCUUCGCAAAGAUGUAGCAAGAAAGCAACUUAAGGGGAAAAAGCUCUCAGGGAAUGGAAGCGUGGUUGCUAUGGUGACUUCUUGCUGUGAAUAAAGGCGUUCUUUGCAGAA
Molecule: messenger RNA, 2201 nt
Organism: Dipodomys spectabilis (banner-tailed kangaroo rat)
Lineage: Eukaryota; Metazoa; Chordata; Mammalia; Rodentia; Heteromyidae
Gene: Lfng
Product: LFNG O-fucosylpeptide 3-beta-N-acetylglucosaminyltransferase
Exons: 8
Coding region: 64-1203 (379 amino acids)
Biological process (GO): pattern specification process; regulation of Notch signaling pathway
Cellular component (GO): Golgi membrane
Molecular function (GO): O-fucosylpeptide 3-beta-N-acetylglucosaminyltransferase activity
Source: RefSeq, a predicted model, not a curated record